AAUCAUUUUAGUUAACUAACAGCAAUAGCAAUCAAUAGUAAUCAGAACACUCCAGUCGCAACUACAGCCUUGGCAAAGUGUAUUAAAUAGCUUUAAAAAUAAUAACUUCCAAGAAUCUCAUAGAAAGACUGGUUUUUUUUUAUAAAAAUGAAGUAUAAAUCUUAUGUUAUUUUAACUUGUUUAUUGAGUUCAUGUCUGGGUCAGCAAGUGCCACCUCCAAAGCCUGGUUCUGGUAGCCCAGUUUCAUUUGUGCCACCACCUCCAAGAAAAACGAAUCCAGAUUUAGCAAAAUUAUCAUAUGUGCCAAAUCCUAUAGGGCCAACAUCUGUUGUGAAACCUGUACAAGCACCACCAAAUUUAGCUACACCUGCUUCGGUUACCCCUAGCACAACUAAACAGUCGUAUGCCGGUGCUGCUGCCGUUCAAAAUGGAGUAACUACACCUGGAAAAUCUGGUGUUUCAACACAGGCAACGCCAACUGCAACGAAAAAACAAGGUCUAAUAACAGAUCCAGAACUUCGAACUUUUUCAGAAGAACUUUUAAGCAAAGAUGUCAACAAUGUUGCCAAAUAUGUAACAAUUAAUUUACAAACUAAACUUGAACGUAAUGACACCACCGAUAAAUCACCAUUGCCAUUAUUAACCGUGAAACCAGAAGCAUUUAAAGUACCAUCUGUUACAAAAUUCCGUGCUCUUCUUGAUAAUUAUAUCAUGGACUCUGCUGUAACUGAAGAAGUAACACCUUUAGAACGUAAAGAAGAAAAUGACUUCUUGGACACAAUCAUUUCAACACCAGUAAUGCAACAUGCUAGACAACUUUUAAUGUCAAAAGGAUUGAUUAAAGCUGAUCCAAAUGAUUUCAAAGAUAAUUUAAAACGACUUUGGUUUACAUUGUAUUCACGUGGUGAUGGAAAAAUUGGAUCAAGUGGUUUUGAACAUGUAUUCAUGUCAGAACUAAAAAAAGGUGAAUUGCAGGGUUUACAUAAUUGGAUCUACUUCAGUGACCAAGAGGCCGCUAAAAAAGUUGAUUAUUUAGGAUAUUUACGUAAUAUUAACUUAGGAGAUAAAGGACAAGUAGUUAAACUCCGUUUCAAAUAUAACAACCAGGUGAGAAUACCUAAAACAUUAUUCAUUGGUACAAGUCCCGAAUUCGAGUUCGCUUUAUACACCGUAUGCUAUUUGUUGAGAGCUGAUUCUCAAUGUCCAGUUAAAAUGAAUGGAGUGAAGUUUAAUAUUAAAACUUAUAAUUAUAAGUAUCGAGGAGUAAGUUCAAUUGGAAGUGCAUAUGCUGAGGUUGCAUAAGUAUGUUACAUCGAACAAUUAAGCCAUAAAUUAAAACUUCAUCAAUAAGAAAACGCAUUUAUUUACUGUAAUAAUUGUAUGUCAUUCAUAAAAUUGUAUUUUGUGUAAAAUGUUUUUAUAUUUUAAAAUGUGACUUAAA
Messenger RNA from Chrysoperla carnea, 1441 nucleotides. RefSeq names its product poly(U)-specific endoribonuclease homolog. Gene Ontology annotation, molecular function: RNA endonuclease activity. The record is from RefSeq and is a predicted model, not a curated record. The coding region runs from base 148 to 1302 and encodes 384 amino acids. Lineage: Eukaryota; Metazoa; Arthropoda; Insecta; Neuroptera; Chrysopidae. The transcript is spliced from 5 exons.